Messenger RNA from Betta splendens (Siamese fighting fish), 7566 nucleotides. RefSeq names its product axin-1-like. Gene Ontology annotation, biological process: negative regulation of canonical Wnt signaling pathway. NCBI's taxonomy places the organism in Eukaryota, Metazoa, Chordata, Actinopteri, Anabantiformes, Osphronemidae. The record is from RefSeq and is a predicted model, not a curated record.
UGCUUUAUUGUAGCGCUCCUCACGUGAACAUGUGGGUCGCCUUGUUCUACCGGCUGAUUGCCUGGAGCAAAGUAAGCAGCGCCUGUACGUGUCGGUCUCUGCCGUUUUUGUUCUCACGCGUCCUGUCGUUUUUUGAUCUUCUUGACAUUAUGUGAUUUGACAGUUUCUUAUGAAAUAUUGAAUAAUUUCAACUUUGAAGACUGUAAAGGCUGGUAUUGUAAUUCUUUGUAUCGCAAGUCAUUUUAUUAGGUUAAAUUGUGUAAUUACCUUUUCUUGUCGGUGGUGGCGCUGUUCGGUGUAUUUUCGCUACUGCCUGGCAUAGAAUUGCAGCAGUUAGAACCAAUAGGCGUACAAAAUAUCAGAUAAUUUAAGCUUCACUUGUGGUGUAAAAGUUAGUUAAUUACUACAUGCUUAAGUACUGUACUAAAUUGAAGGUAUUUGUACUUCAUCUGUAGUUUGUUGCGUUUUAUGCAAUUACAGAUAUGACUUUUGUACCUUUCAAGUUAGGAUAAGAUCGACUUAAGCAGGAAAUUCCCUGGUUAAAAUGAAUGAAUGAAUGUAAAUAAAAGAUCUGCGGCUCAAGCAGCUACACAGAGCCUCCACUGUCUAAUACAGCGGCUGAGAGGUAUUGUCCAUGGCGGAUGCCAGCCACCGUCUCUUCCAGUGGGCAGCGCGGUUCAGACCAGCUUAUUCUGUCUUUUUCUGUCCUGGUCUGUGCUGCUCACAUCCCCUCAGAUCACUCGGUGGUUGAAGCCUGAGGCUGCCACUUUUGGUGUCAUUAUCUGACAGUUAUAGUUGUUACUUUGUUCUCAGAUAUUACACAGGUAUCGUACCUGUGUGUCAUAGACAAAUGAUGUUCGAAUAGAUUGCAUUCUAUCAAUAAUUUCUGACCAAAAAUGGAAUAAAUAUUUUUAAUGCUAUCAUGCUGGCAUGAGCCAGGGCCAUUUUACCAUUCAAAAUCUGAUUUCAUAUAAUCAAUUAACUGAUAAUAAUGUUUUUGAUUAAGUAAAAAUUUAAACGUGUAAUAAAAUAUAGAUAUAUUGUUAGCAAAUUAGCUCAAUAAAUGAUAGAUAAAUUAAGUAAUAACUCGAUUUACGCAACCACUGUACAUAAUGCUUAGGUACAUAUGAUAAAUGAUUCCCCUUUUUAUACCCCUUUUACACGUUAUACCGCAUAAAUAGCAAUUCAGGAAACCUUGAAUCUAUUAAUAAACUAACCAACUGCAAUUAAUUUUAACAAAUGUGAACCUAGCCACAAAAACUAAUUCAUGUUUCAUUCAUGGGUUGCAUGCGUAUUCAAAAACAAGCCACACACUCCUAUGUACUAUAUAAAUGUAGGUAGGGCUGCAACGAGCCUUCAAGUUCUUUGUGUUGUUCGAACUAAAGUUUUAUAUAUACCUGACAAAAACAAAAGAAUAUGCCCUGUUUUUGCAAACUGUUAUAAAAGUAUAAUAACGUUUCUGCAUUUAUUUAUUUCUUUUUAGUAAUGGAAUAAGAGCAAUUAUGAAUAAUAAUGUAGACACAAAGGAUUUCUAUAAGGAAUCUGAACCUUACCGUGCUGCUAAUUUAACGUGAAUAAAUACUAAAUUCUUUUUUCGCUAGAACUGAGGCUUUAGCGACACCUGCAUGUCGCUUCUGUCCGCUGCGGUUCUAUAAACGUGAAACACACCGCACGGCGUUCGCGUGCACGCACGUAUUCUCUCGCUCUGUAUUAUUGCUCCAAGCCACCAGCCACCAUGGGGAGUUAAGGGCAAAACGUCGGCUUAUUUUUGUGAAUAUUUAAUCUAAAAGCUAUCCAUAUGCUGCCAUUUGGAGAAACCAGUUCGCACCAGUAUCCCCAAUGCUGUGGACUACGGGGAACUGGGUUUCAGAGACGGGUGAAUCGUUUGCCAGCAAAAUCCUUGCUAGAGGGGGAGAUCUGACCUCUGCCUUGUGCAAUCAGAGACAUGAGUGUUGUCAGAGAAUUACACGGGAUCGGGUACAGGGGCGGGUUGGGGUCGUGCCCCCUCUGAGUGGCCCGGCCCAUUUUACUGAGGAUGCGCCGCGACCCCCAGUUCCUGGUGAGGAGGGAUCUGAUGUGGAACCCCCAGUCCAGUCAGCCAUCACCCGUCCAAACACCUUUUCCCAAACUCUCUGCUAUCCCCCAUCAUCCUCAUCAACUAAAAUGGGGGACUGCUCUACUUACACACUCUCCUCGUCUUCUGCAACUCCUCGACGCCCCGAUCUGGACUUGGGGUAUGAACCUGAGGGCUCAGCGUCACCAACUCCACCUUACCUGAAAUGGGCUGAGUCACUCCACUCUCUCCUAGAUGACCAGGAAGGCAUCCAGCUAUUCAAAAACUUCCUGUGUCAGGAAGGCUGUGCAGACCUUCUUGAUUUUUGGUUCGCUUGCUCAGGGUUCAGGAAGACCAGCCAGGACAAGAGAGCUAAGCUGGCCAAGGCCAUCUACAGGAAGUACAUUGUAGAUGGAAGUGGGAUUGUCUCCAGGCAAAUCAAAGCAGCCACAAAGAGCUUCAUCAGAGACUGUGUGGGGAGGCCUCAUCCAGACCCUGCCAUGUUUGAGCAGGCCCAGACAGAGAUUCAGGCCAUGAUCGAGGAGAACACCUACCCUUUGUUUCUUAAGUCUGAUCUGUACCUGGAGUACACACGGACAGGAGGCGAGAGCCCCAAGCCUAACCCCAGUGAUCAGAGCCCUUCAUCUGGGCCUGCCAAGCCUGUGCCUGGGUACUUGCCUACACUUGCAGAGGAUGAGGAGUGGAGGUGUGGAGGAGGAGGUGUGAGAGAGGUGGAGGAUGAGAAAGAGGAGGAGAGUGGAGACACACCAGCAGGUAGGCUGACUCACAGCCUACUGAUGCAGACAGCCCCGCAGAGAGCCUCAGUCAACAGGAGGAGGCAGGACAGCAGGGAGUACAGCCUCAGACCAUGGAGGGAGCCAGUAAAUCCGUACUACGCAAACAUGGGCUAUGCCCGUGCUCCAGCCACCAGUGCUAAUGACAGUGAGCAGCAGAGCAUGUCGAGUGAUGCAGAUACACUGUCACUGACCGACAGCAGUGUAGAUGGUAUUCCACCAUACAGAUAUCGGAAGCAUCGUAAAGAGAUGCAUGAAAGUGCCAAAGUCAAUGGACGUGUGCCCCUACCUCAUAUACCUCGCACGUACCGCAUGCCAAAGGACAUCCACGUUGAGCCUGAGAGGUUUGCAGCGGAGCUCAUCAGCAGGCUAGAGACGGUUCUCAGAGAGAGAGAGGCGCAGGAAAGACUUGAAGAAAGGUUGAAGAGAGUACGACUGGAAGAAGAAGGGGAAGAUGCUGACGUCUCCAUGACAACCUCCAUGUCCUCUCAUAGCAUACCACUCUCCCUCCCCUCAUCGUUUCCACCUCCCUACGGAGCCCGUUAUUCAGAGACCACUGCAAACACCGCAACAGUUGCCACUUAUGGCAGCCUGGUUGCCAUGGAGGAUUCCCAUGACGAUGACCCAGAGUCUAUUUUGGAUGAGCAUGUUUCACGAGUGAUGAAAACACCAGGCUGCCAGUCGCCAGGGGCAACCAACAGCACCUUAGGAGUAGGGGGUCGCCACACGCCUCCCAAAUCCUCGCGCUCACCUGACGGGGGUGUCGGACCUCCUCACUAUCCACACCGAGGAGGAGGCCACAGUCUGCCCGCUGCUGGUGUUAAAGGUAUGCAUCACCACAAGCAACUCUACCACCACAGAGGAAGAGAAGGGCAGGAGGAGGCGGGCUCAAGGUCUCAGCCCAACUUCCUGUGGAAUGGAGAUCCAGCCGUGCCGUAUCCUGGAAGAAGUCGAAACUAUGCGGACGGGGCUGGAGCCAGCACGCUUGAGGGCGUGGGCUACAGUAGCAAAGGCAGCACACUGUCACGGCGAGGGGGCAAGAAGACGUCAGAGACAUCGGGUAAGGGCGAUGAUGGUGUACGUGGACCAGAAUCCCAGGUACCCCACGAAGAUCUGGAGAGAAACCAGAAGAUCCUGCAGUGGAUGAUGGAAGGAGAUCGACAGAGAAAGAGCUCACAUGGCGGCAGCACCAGCAGCUCCAGGAGGACAGGAGCCAGCAGCGAGUCACCGCGCCCAACUUCGGUGGAGCGACCUGGAGCUGUUCACCCCUGGGUCUCUGCUCAGCUGCGUAACAACCCUUCUUCAGUAUCCCCUGCCAUGCCUGGCUCAUCAUCUGCCCAGGUUCAGCCCUCGCAUCCUUUCAUCCAGGACCCAGCAAUGCCCCCCAACCCAGCUCCCAACCCCCUCACCCAGCUGGAGGAAGCUAGGAGGAGACUGGAGGAGGAGAGGAGGAGGAAUGCACUGCAGCAGGCCAAGCAGAGGCAUAAGUCUGGUAAACGUCAAGUGUGUGAGAACAUGACUGUCGCUUACUACUUUUGUGGAGAACCCAUCCCGUACAGAACAUCAGUUAAGGGCCGAGUGGUGACUUUGGGUCAGUUCAAGGAGUUGCUUACCAAAAAGGGCCACUACAGAUUCUACUUUAAGAAAGUGAGUGACGAGUUUGACUGCGGUGUAGUGUUCGAGGAAGUUCGUGAUGAUGAUGCCAUCUUGCCUAUCUUCGAGGAGAAGAUCAUCGGGAAGGUGGAGAAGGUCGACUGAAAUUUGGGAACAGGAUUACGAAACGGAAUUGCAAAAAGAUCAUUGGAAAAGCAGAGACUGGGAAAGAACGUUCGAGUUGGAUAUUCAGCUGUGGCAACACGAUUGAUAGGAAGAAGAACGAUGGAAGGAGUAAUGUGUGACAGAAGGGAGACUGUGCUGCAUGGUAGAAGCUUGAGUAUUAAAGAGGGUUUUUAUUUUUAUUUUAUUAUUUUAAAAAAAUUGGAUAUCUGCAUCAGCACCUGGAUCCAAACCCACCUAACACAAAGAAGAUCGACCACACCUGGAGAAAUGGCUAAUUUCACCUGUCCUGUUUCUACUCUGAAUAUUCAAGGCUGAUUGGAAGGCGGUUUAAAUCGGAUAUCUGACCGGUCUUCCACUCCACUGCUGGAAGGGACUGCUGGAGAUAGAGAGGGAGAGACAGAGAGGGGGCAUAGUAGUCUUCCACUUCUGCUCUGGAGGAGUCUGUCCUCCGCAGACCAUAACGAUGCUGCUACAUUACCAUGGAAACCCUUCAAUCGGUGCUUGGGACAGUAAAGAAAGCAGUUUUAUUCCAUUUGGGGGUCUCGCUGCCUUUUGCUGUCUCUGUUCCUCAUGGGCUGGUGACAGGGAGAGAGGACGGAGGAUUUUGAGGAGUGGAACUUCUACCUGUCCUCCUCAUUGACUUCAUGGACUCAACAGAGAAAUUUUCUCACCCUUGAUUCCCAGAUGUCACAUAGUGAUCUCUCACAUCAACAUGUUCUCUACAUAACUUGUUUACCAAAGCUACAUAUUUUUGAUAAGACAAGUAUCCUAGCUACUUGUCAUUUUAUUUGAAUUAUGUAUGUACAAGGCAGGUACUAUUACUUAUUAAUGCAGCCUAAUUUUGUCAUAUCUUGACAUAAUGUUGUAUUAUUGUGUAUGUUUUGAAGCUAGUUCAUUAGUCAUUUCAGGGCAGCCUUUCUGUUUCUUUUCUCUACAGCACAAUAUUGCACCUAAACUCUGUUUUGAAUGUGCGGUUGUUCUGCACCACAGAUUUUCUAACAUACAUGUUGUUUUUUACCUUCUAACCAUGUACUAAAGGUGGGCCUUCUUGACCAUCUUUGUUUUCGUUGCCCCUCAUGUACCUCCAAACCUGCUAUUUCUGCUAUAUGGAAAGCCUUUGUAUGUAACUCCAAGCUCAGUCUAGGUGCCUGCCUGCCUGCCUGCCUGCCUGUCUGUCUGUCUGUCUGUCUGUCUGUCUGCCUAGCCAGUGCCAUUACUAUCUAGAAGUGCGUCGGUGAGUACGAAAGCCUGUCAGUCACGUAUGCCUGAACUUAGCCAAAGAGUCCCAUAGUCACAUAUUUCUACAUCCAAUGAGUUUAUGUAUACAGUCAAAGAAAAAUUGCAAUAUCUUUUUUCAUUUUUUCAUCAUGAUCAGAAAGCAUGGUCUUCUUAAAUUUGCAGUUUCCCAAACCUAAACAUUGUAAAGAAAAAAACAGCCUAAAGAAAAUGUUUACUCUUCUCUGCAUAGUAAAAACGUAAUAGCAGCAAAGGUUUGCUUAGCUUGAUUUAACAAAGUCAAAGCAUAACAAAGCAUUUACAUGUGCACAGACCCAUGAAAACAAUGACUUUAAUGACUUGGAGAACACAUUGCUGCCAUUGUUGGUGUGUCUAAUAUUGGUGGAAAAGAAUUUGCAUCCUUGGCUCUGACUAGACAGCUCUGUUCUGAUAAAACACCCCCAGAACUGCCACAUUAGCCAGAACUACCCUGAAUUUGUAUGUGAGCAUGACAAAAAAGGUGUCAUGGUCUUUAGUACACAAAUGCUGUCUUUCUGUAUUCAGUGGUUCUAAAUUAUUAUUAUCUAUUACCAGUUUAGGAAAAAUAAAUACUCAGAUAAAUAUUUAGUUUAGUAUCGCACAAAAAAAUCAUUUAAAUUGUUGCAACUUGAAACAAAAGAAAAACAUUUUGGAUUUGAAUUCAGUUGACUGUUAAACAAUCAAAUACGUUUUUACGUAUUCUAUCUUACAAAAAAUGAAUGAGGAAGAAUAAGUUUAUUAUAAGAAUAAUUUUCACACCUGUUGUCAAGUUAAAAACUUGUUUUUGAAACCGUCUUUCUAACAUCAAGGUCACACGGCCAGAAUCAAAGCACACUGACACACCAGCUAUGUAAGCUGAAUGUAAUUUAACUUUACUUCUAUGUACUAGAUCAUGUCAUCAUGUCAGAUUCUCCCUUCAGUAUUAUCCUCCAGCUCUUGGUCUGAUUGAGUGUUUCUUUUUUAUCUAUGCUGGUAGGCAUUUGAAUGUGUUUGUAAAACAAAGAGGUCCCAGUAGAUCUUGCAGGAAUGUCAAAUACAGUUCGUCCUGGGUUUCUGCCCAGUAAGGGAAAAAUAGGGUCGUAAAAUGUAUUUGUUUAUACUGCAGCCCAUUAUGCCUUCAAUAUAAAAUAAAAAAUUUAGAUAUGUAUUUGUUUAUAAAAAUGUAAUUUUAAUAAUCAAGCAUGUUCUUUAUAGGGAUUGUUUUCCUGAUGAGUUGAAUUAUCUAUUUUGUUUUAUUGUUUUCGUGCAAAGUGCUAUGGCCCUCUGAUAUUUUAUCUGUUUUGUUCGAACACCCAGGGACAGUUGAUUAACAUCUGAGUCGUGUCAUUGCGAUUAUGAUUUGAACAAAACAAAAACAACUGCGCCUGUUGUAUUGUCAAUUUGUGUGAAACACAGUGCCUUUUAUCACGUUACCUUUCAAAAUGUUUAUUGAACCAAUCCAUGAUUUUAAUACAUGUUUUGAUUUCCAGUCCUGUUGUAUUUUUAGCUGCAGUCAUGCUUUCUCAUGUCUGUUCUCACACCUCCUCUGCUGUAAAUAUGUACAUUUUCAUUUCAUACUCGUCUUCAGGCCUGCAGCCACAUGUCAGUGGUGUUUCAGUUUUUCAAAGGUAAAGAUGUCACUGUGCUGGUUCCAUUUGUACAUUUCUUUUAAAAAGGUACUUCGUAAUAAAGAUAUUGAAGAAACUA